AUGUGUAUGCUUAUUUCAGUUGUCAAAGGACAGAAAUGGACAGGUACUUUCGCAUGGAAUGAUCAAUGCAACUCAAAAUAUUGCUGCUGUUAUGCUGGUAAAUUAACUGUCAGUGCUUCUGGUUCCAAUCUUAUGUUUACAUCGGGUACAAAAGGAUGUCCAUCAUCCACAUCUUCAUCUACAUUUUCAAAUCCAAAUGGUUAUUCAUUUUCUACAAUAGGAGCAAGAGGUGCACAAAUUACUUAUAUGCUUAGCUCGGAUAGUAAUACAAUAACGGCUAAAAAUGCUGGAUAUAGCUAUUGUGAAGGUAGUGCUCGCCGUACUUCAGCGGGAACACGUUCAUAUCCAUUGAUUAUUUCAUUUAUAAUUCUUUGUGCUGCCAUACAAAUCGUGCUUUGA
This is a messenger RNA of Rotaria sp. Silwood2, 399 nucleotides long. NCBI's taxonomy places the organism in Eukaryota, Metazoa, Rotifera, Eurotatoria, Philodinida, Philodinidae. The record is from the annotation of a GenBank genome assembly.